Colletotrichum destructivum is the source of this 1377-nucleotide messenger RNA. RefSeq names its product Putative heterokaryon incompatibility. The record is from RefSeq and is a predicted model, not a curated record. The coding region runs from base 95 to 940 and encodes 281 amino acids. The transcript has 2 exons. Lineage: Eukaryota; Fungi; Ascomycota; Sordariomycetes; Glomerellales; Glomerellaceae.
UGUAUUGCUCAAUUCGGUAGACGCUCUACCUUCGCAGUCGUUUCUUUUCCCUUGAAUGAUAAGGUUUCGUCUCCCGGGUUAAUUGGAGGACACUAUGCAGUCGGUGGCCCACAAUGCAUACCACUAUGCGAAGGAACUUCCUGCAAAAGGAUGGUUCCGGCUGCUCAAGGUCCAACCGUCGACUGUCGCAUCCAAACCGCUCGUAUGCCGUCUGGAGGCGCAAAGAAUGGCCAACUCGGACCCAUACGAGGCUCUCUCCUACACCUGGGGAGAGGAGAAUGCGAAUGUUUCUGUCGGCAUCAACGACAACUCGUUCUUGGUCCGCGAGAACUUGCAUGCGGCGCUUCUCGCGCUACGGCGCAAAGAUCGCGAGCGGGCACUUUGGGUAGAUGCAAUCUGCAUAAACCAGGGGAAGGAGACUGAGAGAAAUCACCAGGUUUGGCAGAUGAGGGGGAUAUACGCCAACGCUUCUCGCGUUAAAGUCUGGCUAGGAGAUGCGACGGAGGGUUCGAACCGGGGCAUGGAUCUGCUUCGAACUUUCGCCCAGAUAUCACCGACGGCGACAGGACAGCACAUCAGAUCGGUCCAGGAUUUUGUUUCAUUCUACAGGCCCUUUCUUUCACUGGGGGACUCUCCGGAAACCUUUGCCAGCCUCGAAGAGGCAUUGAAGCUGUUGAGACGACAGUGGUGGACCAGAAUCUGGACGCUUCAAGAAAGCGUGCUAGGCCAAGAAACCGACUGCAUAUGCGGCACUGAAGAGGUUCCCAUCAACGGCUUUACACAGUUCUCCGCUUUUGUCGUUCUUGCUGUCAGCUUUGGCAUGUGGCGUGGCCCUCCCGUUGACUCGACCAUCCAGCUCCGGAAUGCCAAGUGGCUGGAGAUAUGUUGGGGAAUGCUAUUUGCACGGAGCCAUGGAUGGCGAAGUGAUCAAGAAGGUUGAAACGGGAGAGUACUCGUUACAGACGUUCCGAAUAGAGUAGAGGCGGCAUCAAAAAGCUCAUGGCUCACAGCGCCUUCAAAGGCACGCUUCUUAAUGAGCGCUUCUGAUGUGACUUGAAUGACCUUGCAAGCAGCGCUUGUGCUGGAUAGGUGUCUUCUGCGCAUCCUGUUUUCUGCCUGUCACACAAAAUCGCCUACCUUGGGCAUUGUUGGAACUACGAAUACAGACACAGGACAGAUAAAAUAAGCAGUUGCAGAAGGCACCGAUAAUGCCACCUCAUUUCGCAUGACUUCGAGGGGUCGUCAACACCUAACACUAGUGGCCUUGGCUGCACCUGCUCACCUGAUGCUCAACUUAGGCAACGCUCAAAGGGUUAAAGGUAGUUACAACUGGGUAAGAAGUUGGUGGAGAUAUUCUACUUGCGUAGCAUAGUUCGU